Armigeres subalbatus is the source of this 10973-nucleotide messenger RNA. RefSeq names its product inositol 1,4,5-trisphosphate receptor (gene Itpr). The record is from RefSeq and is a predicted model, not a curated record. Gene Ontology annotation, molecular function: inositol 1,4,5 trisphosphate binding; inositol 1,4,5-trisphosphate-gated calcium channel activity. The transcript is spliced from 16 exons. NCBI's taxonomy places the organism in Eukaryota, Metazoa, Arthropoda, Insecta, Diptera, Culicidae. The coding region runs from base 1431 to 10337 and encodes 2968 amino acids. Gene Ontology annotation, cellular component: membrane; endoplasmic reticulum. Gene Ontology annotation, biological process: calcium ion transmembrane transport.
UCAGUCGUUCCAGCGACAUCGAGAGAGAAACAUUCAACUUUUUAAUCGUCGCUGUUGGGUGAGCCAAAGAUCCGAUACUGUUGUGUGUCGUCACCAGCAGAGUGGGGAUUGGGGAGUGAUAGUGUUUGAGUUGUGUGUCAUUUGGGAUUGUAAAUUUGGUCAUAUUUCGCAGCAUUUUCGGAUUGAAAUCAGUGUAAAAGUGUGACAGAAGGUAUAAGCUGGGCAAAGGAGUGAAAAAUUACCGGAAUCGGGUCGAUUUUUCCUGGGCAAAUGGUCGAAACAUGAUAACCUAUUAGCACUCUGAGUUGCGAAGCUAAUAUUUUGUCCGUCUGUGGACCCAAUAUUGUGUCCAUGAGAAACACUGCUCCAGUGCUGAAAGUAAUAACCCGGGUCUACGUAAUUAACAGCCACCUAUAUAUGUAAUAACCUGUCCGAGUCAGCAAUCAGCACAGCAAACGGGUGAGAGUGGAAGAAAAACGUGUUUUCCAAAGUGCGAAGCAUCCAGCCAACAGCAGCCUCAGCCAGAUGUGAAAAGUGUUGCAGUCGAUUCAGUGGAUAGCGCGCCGUUGUUAACGGAUGUAACCGAAGAAGUCGAAUAAGCAAAAUAAGAUCCUACCUUGUGUGUUUGCUACUGCAAUUCUUUGCACACGAAUACAAGAGUGUACGAAAAGUGGGGGUGUACUUUGUGCCGUGUUAGAAAAUUGCCUUCGACCCGGUGGGACUCAUCACGUGUGUUUCUGCCAACCACAGUUCCAGAAGGUCUGUUGCUAAAAACGCCGUGCAUCGUUUCAACACCUUCUUAACGUUAUUGGAAAAACCAUUUCAGAGAUCAAAUCGGACGAAAUGAAAAUAAACAAUCCGAUUUGGUGAGGCUGAAAUUGGAAUCGAAGAUAGAAAAGCGAUUUCGAGUUUGUGUCUGUGCGUUUGAUUAUUGGGAACCUGUGCUGAAAAAGGAGGUGAAUGAGGUCAAGAUUGCAACGACGACGACGGUGAUCAUCAGUUUUAUCGUCUGUUGCCCGCGCAUCGUUGUACGUGAGAAUUGCGAUCAUCAUAUCGAAGCCGAAUCCAAAUUGAAAUCCAAUAGCACCGGGGGACGCAGGGCGUUGAAGUGGCUGUGUUAUUGUCCACGGUACGAGUGGGAGUAUUGUUGGAGAUGCAUCCUUCGACUUGAAACCACUUGAGGAAAAUGCUGCUGCCGUUUAUCGUACAACCAUACGUGCAAUCUGUGCCAAACCAUUCGUCAUAGCAGUUUCUGCUGACGACGAGAUUUAUGGAGCGUUGAGUUCGCAAAUUGUGAUGUGCAUUGUACCCAGCUCGCUGCCAGAUGCGAGUUUUGUGAUCUAGGUUAAGGUUCGCCACCCUUUGUGUGGCGCGGUCUGUGUGUUAGUCCUGUUUUAUAUGUGCCACUGAAAACGACAAAAUCAGCAGAGAUGGGCGACAGUACGAUGGGCUCGGUGAGCUUCCUCCACCUGGGGGACAUUGUCUCCCUGUACUCGGAGGGAAGUGUGUCCGGGUUUCUCAGCACUUUGGGCUUGGUAGACGACCGUGUGGUUGUCUGUCCCGGGGCGGGAGAUUUGAACGAUCCGCCUGAAAAGUUUCGCGAUUGCCUGAUCAAGAUAUGCCCCAUGAAUCGGUAUUCAGCCCAGAAGCAGUUCUGGAAGGCAGCUAAGCAGAGCACAACAACGAAUACGGAUACCAGUCUGCUUAAGCGGUUGCAUCAUGCCGCCGAAAUCGAGAAAAAGCAGAACGAAUCCGAGAACAAAAAGUUGCUGGGAACGGUCGUCCAGUACGGCAGCGUGGUGCAACUUCUACAUCUCAAGUCAAAUAAAUAUGUCACCGUUAACAUCCGGCUGCCGGCUCUGUUGGAGAAGAACGCUAUGCGGGUGUACCUGGAUGCCAACGGUAACGAGGGAUCCUGGUUCUACAUCAUGCCGUUCUACAAGCUGCGCUCGGCCGGGGAUAACGUAGUGGUGAACGAUAAGGUCAUCAUGAAACCGGUCAACGCCAAUCGGCAGAAUUUGCACGUCGCUGCCAACUAUGAACUGUUGGAUAAUCCCGGCAGCAAGGAGGUGAACGUGUUGAACUCGUCGUCGUCUUGGAAAAUCACGCUGUUCAUGGAACAUCGGGAAAACCAAGAAGACGUGCUGAAAGGAGGCGAUGUAGUUCGGUUAUUCCACGCCGAGCAGGAGAAGUUUUUGACUAUGGAUGAGUACAAAAAGCAGCAACAUGUGUUCUUGCGAACGACGGGCAGAACCAGUGCCACUGCGGCUACAAGUAGUAAGGCCUUAUGGGAGAUUGAGGUUGUCCAGCACGAUUCGUGUCGAGGAGGCGCAGGUCAUUGGAAUUCAUUGUUUAGGUUUAAGCAUCUAGCUACGGGUUACUAUCUGGCUGCAGAGAUUGAUGAUGACAUAUCACGUACCGAGAAAUCAAGCAAUUCGAGCCAUCCACAGGGUGAGUCUUUUCGACUGGUAUCCGUGCCUCACUCGACAGAUAUUGCGUCGGUAUUCGAAUUGGAUUCGACUACCAUUACUAGACCUGAAGGGCUGGUCCCGCAAAACAGUUACGUACGGAUGCGACAUCUGUGCUCUAAUACGUGGGUUCAUGCAACGUCAUCUCCAAUUGACGUAGACGAGGACAAACCUGUGAUGUCGAAAGUGGGCUGUUCUGCAAUAAAAGAGGACAAGGAAGCUUUCCAGUUGAUUCCAGUCUCCCCGGUUGAGGUACGCGACUUGGAUUUUGCGAAUGAUGCUUGCAAACUGCUUCAGGCUAUGAGUACAAAGUUAGAAAACGGCACAAUAUCACCGAAUGAGCGGCGAUCAUUGAUCGCUCUUCUGCAAGACAUAGUCUUCUUCAUUGCUGGUCAGGAAAAUGAACAGAAUAAGAGUGAUGCUCUGGAUUUGACUAUUAACAAUCCUAAUCGAGAUCGUCAGAAGCUUCUUCGUGAACAGUACAUUCUAAAGCAACUGUUCAAGAUCCUGCAGGGCCCAUUCCAGGAAACAAAGAACAAUGAUGGUCCGUUCUUGAAAAUCGAUGAACUUGGUGAUCCCAAAAAUGCCCCCUACAAGAACAUCUUCCGAUUGUGCUAUCGAAUACUCAAACUUAGCCAGCAAGACUAUCGUAAAAAUCAGGAAUAUAUCGCAAAGCACUUUGGCCUGAUGCAGAAACAGAUCGGUUAUGACAUUCUGGCGGAGGAUACGAUCACAGCGUUGCUGCACAACAACAGAAAACUACUCGAAAAGCACAUCACGGCUGCCGAGAUCGAAACGUUCGUCGGUCUCGUGCGGAAGAAUAUGAACAACUGGCAGUCGCGGUUUCUGGAUUAUCUGUCCGAUCUAUGCGUAUCGAACAAGAAAGCUAUCGCUGUAACGCAGGAACUGAUCUGUAAGAGUGUGCUCAGUGUGAAAAACGCGGACAUUUUGAUAGAGACCUUUCUGAGGGAGGUGGAUGACGAACGGUUGGGAUAUUUGAACGAAUUGGAACGGGGCAAUCAUCAGUUCACCGAGAUCCGGGAGGUGGACGAAACAAACGAAAAUGAGCUGGAAGGAGAAAAGGCUACUUCCAAAUCGGUGGGAGGAACUCCCAAGAAGCUGGACGAAAGGAAGCGUUACGAGGUGGUCCUUAUGUGGCAGAAUCAAACGCAAUCAAAGUCCAUGAGCCGGCUGGCGCAGGGGUUGAAAAUCGGCCGAACGAACGACAUUUCCAUCAUGGAGUACUACCGCCACCAGUUGAACCUGUUCUCCAAUAUGUGCCUCAAUCGGCAGUAUCUGGCACUGAACAACCUUUCGCCUCAUCUGGACAUCGAUCUGAUAUUGCGGUGCAUGUCCGACAAAACCAUUCCAUACGACAUGCGGGCAUCAUUUUGUCGGCUGAUGCUGCACCUGCACGUAGACCGUGACCCACAGGAACCGGUGACGCCGGUCAAAUACGCCCGGCUGUGGUCAGAGAUUCCUUCCAUGAUGUCAAUCAAUGACUACGACAUCGAAAAGCAACCAGACAGCAACAAAGAAGCGGUGCGUGCCCGUUUCAACAAAACCAUCGCCUUCGUCGAGGACUAUCUGUGCAAUCACGUGGUUUCUAAAAUGUGGUUUGCCGAUCAGGACCAGAACAAACUAACCUUCGAAGUGGUCAAGCUGGCUCGCGAUCUCAUCUACUUCGGAUUCUACAGUUUCAGUGAUCUGCUGCGACUCACGAAGACGUUGCUCAACAUUCUGGAUUGCGUUUCGAAUACGGACGCCGAUGGGAGUGGUCUCCCAACUGGGCAUAUUGAUUCUGCUACCGAGGAUGGAGGAGCAGCCCCGUCGACAGCAGCAUCCCGGAAGGAAAGCACAGGUGAACCAAUUAGCAAAAAGUUAAACCGUUCUGCUUCUACGGUGGCUGUGCUGGCUGCUGUUGAAGCUAGCAAGGCAAAUGAUCGUUCCGACAGUAUCUCGGAGGCCGCCAACGCUGAGGGUGGUGUGCUGCGAAGGAUCGGCGACAUGGGAGCCGUCAUGACUUCACUGACCCUGGGUCCGAUCUCAACCGCGUUGGUGUCCCCCAACAUCCAGCACCGUAAGUCCGUUUCACAGUACAUGAAAGAAUAUCCGUUGGUGAUGGACACCAAACUGAAGAUUAUCGAAAUCCUGCAAUUCAUCUUGGACGUUCGUCUGGAUUAUCGGAUAAGUUGUUUGCUAUCGAUUUUCAAACGAGAGUUCGAUGAGAAUGAACAGAUCGCGAAUAGCCAGCAGUCUCAGGCGACCACUCCGGUAGCACAACCCAUUGUUCCUGUGAUACCAUCAAUCACUACGCCAACUACCGAAGCUACACUCACAGAUACAAUAUCGGACACAACGUCAGUGCUGUCGACGUCAACUGUUCAAACGAUCGUGGAAUCAUCCGCAGAGGAGUCAAAUGUUUCGGACCAGCCUGCGACGGUUGUUACACCGGAAGCGAAACCAGAAGUUAAGACGGAUAACAAGCCGACAGCUGCAACAGCCGAAAACAUAAACCUUCGCCAAAAGAAUAUUGAUCUGGAGUCGAUCGGUGUGCAAGCGGAAGGCAUCUUCGGUUGCAAUGAAGACACCUACAAUCCACUAGAUUUGGACGGCCAAGGUGGCAGAACUUUCCUGCGGGUACUGCUGCAUUUGAUCAUGCACGAAUAUCCUGCGCUGGUGUCCGGUGCUCUGCACCUACUUUUCCGCCACUUCAGUCAACGGCAGGAGGUGUUGCAUGCUUUUCGACAAGUGCAGUUACUAGUCUCGGACAGUGAUGUGGAAUCGUACAAGCAGAUCAAAUCGGAUCUCGACGUACUGCGACAGAGCGUCGAGAAGUCAGAGUUGUGGGUGUACAAAUCGAAACAAUCCGAUGAGUUGCAGCAAGCUGGCGAAGGAGGAGAGGGCGGAGACGGCCAGAAGCCAGAAAAGGAUACCACGUCGGCAAGUGUCAAAACGAAACCCGAGUUGGUAAAGCAGGAAUCUCAGUUGAAUUUCGAUCAAGGUCCCGAGCUGAAUCCGGAGCAAGCGGCUGAAUAUAAGAAAAUUCAACAGAUUUUGAUUAGGAUGAACAAAUUGUGUAUCACAACAGCAGGACCUGGCGAAGUUGUAAAACCUAGAAAACACGAACAGCGGUUACUGCGCAAUGUGGGAGUUCAUACUGUUGUCUUGGAUCUACUGCAAAUCCCCUACGACGAAAAAGAUGAUUACCGAAUGAACGAACUAAUGCGCUUGGCUCAUGAAUUCCUACAAAACUUUUGCUUGGGAAAUCAGCAGAAUCAAAUUCUCUUGCAUAAGCAGUUAGAUUUGUUCCUCAACCCUGGAAUCCUGGAAGCGGAAACCGUUUGCGCCAUCUUCAAGGACAAUCUCAACCUGUGCAACGAAGUUAGCGAUAAGGUCGUACAACAUUUCGUGCACUGCAUAGAAAUUCACGGUCGCCAUGUAGAGUAUCUCAAGUUCCUGCAGACUAUCAUCAAGGCGGAGAACCAGUUCAUUCGCAAGUGCCAGGACAUGGUCAUGCAGGAGCUGGUCAAUGCCGGCGAGGAUGUGUUGGUAUUUUACAACGACAAGUCCUCGUUCAACUACUUUGUGGAGCUGAUGCGAAGCUACAGCAGUGGCGAGCUGACCGAUUCUAGUCCUCUGAUGUAUCACAUCGAACUGGUAAAACUGCUCGCCUGCUGUACGAUGGGCAAAAAUGUUUACACGGAGAUCAAGUGCAACAGUUUGCUGGCAUUGGAUGACAUCGUGGCAAUGAUAUCGCAUUCGGACUGCAUCCCGGAGGUUAAGGUUGCGUACGUUGAUUUUCUGUGCCAUUGUUACAUCGAUACGGAAGUUGAGGUGAAGGAGAUUUACUCUUCCAAUCACAUGUGGUGUUUGUUCGAGAAGUCUUUUCUGAUCGAUAUCGCUAAUGUGGUGAAAGGAGGAAGCUAUACGAACCGACAACUGGAGAACUAUGUCUGCAACGAAAUCAUGAACAUCCUGACAACCUUUUUCAACAGCCAAUUUUCGGAUCAAAGUACGGCACUACAGAAGCGGCAACUAAUAUUCGUAAAAAUCCUACAAUCCUCGUUCAAACUAACGCAGUGCAAAUGGCUGUCCCCCUCGCAGCGGUUCAACGUGGAGAACUGCAUCCGCACUCUCUCGGAAAAGGCCAAACCACGCGGAAUUGCCAUUCCGAUCGACCUGGAGAAUCAGGUGGUGAAAAUGUUCAACAAGACUGCGCUGCUGUCGCGCCAAACCAGCAAGUGGCUCCUGGUCACCAAGCAGACCAAGAUGGAGCGAUCGCAGUCGCAGAUCAUGCGCAUGGAUCGAAGCAUAAUCGAGGGGCUGCAGGACAUUGUUUCGCUGCUGGAGGAUAAGUUGAAACCGCUGGUGGAAGCGGAACAGUCUCUGCUGGUGGAUAUUCUGUACAAGUCGGAACUACUGUUCCCGGUCAACACGGAAUCGAGGAAAAAGUGUGAAACCGGAGACUUCAUCAGGCAUUUAAUCAAGCAUACGGAGAAAUUAUUAGAAGAGAAAGAAGAAAAACUGUGCGUCAAGAUACUGAAAACGUUGAAGGAAAUGAUGACAAUCGAUUGUGAAUACGGUGAUAAAGGAGAUCACUUGCGGACAAUCUUGCUUAAACGAUACUUUGGACAUGAGUUUGUACAGCCAGCGUUGCCCGCACUGGCCGGCGAAAUUGUCAAGGGAGUCGAACAGCAUCCGGGACCGGCUGGCCUUCCCCUGGCGUCGAUUAGUCACGGACCGGGAGCGAAGUAUCUAAUUCGAGCUGGACGGACGUUGCACGAGGUUCAGAAUGAUUUGGACAAAGAGGGAGCCAGUGAUCUUGUGAUUGAACUGGUGAUCAAAUCGAUCAACUCGCCGUCCAUAUUCGUGGAAGCGAUCGAACUCGGAAUAGCACUGUUGGAAGGUGGUAAUCCCAUCAUUCAAAAGGGAAUGUAUAAUAAGUUUUUAAGCAACGAUUUGAGUCAAUCCUUCUUCAAAGUGUUUUUCGAUAAGAUGAAGGAUGCCCAACAAGAAAUCAAAUCCACGGUUACGGUGAAUACGUCGGAUAUGGCCGCCAGUAAAGCGAAUGAGAGUAAAUCUGAAGGGAAGGAUUUCGAUAAGAUUCAACGGAAGAAUGUGAAUAAGGUGAAUGGAAUUGUGAUAACGGAUGAGUUUAAGGAAGAAUUACAGAACGCGGCGUUGGUCACUCAGCAAUCCUAUAUCAAUGCCAGGAAUUUGGCGGCAGCUUCAGAUGGAACGGCUUCGGAGAACGGAGAUGACAAUGCACUGAUGAGCAUAGGAACCUCUGCUCUGGAAGACAUUCUAGCUGAGAAGUUAGAAAAGCAUAAAGAUAAAGAUGAGAACAACAAACUAUCCAACAAGGUUCUGGUGAUGCAACCGAUUCUUCGGUUUCUGCAGCUUCUUUGUGAGAACCACAAUCCAGAACUGCAGAACUUGCUGCGGAAUCAAAAUAACAAAACAAAUUACAAUCUCGUAUCGGAAACUCUAAUGUUCCUCGAUUGCAUCUGUGGAUCCACUACCGGAGGUUUGGGUCUUCUGGGUCUGUACAUAAACGAGAACAACGUAUCCCUUAUCAAUCAAACUUUGGAAACCCUCACGGAAUAUUGCCAAGGUCCUUGCCAUGACAACCAGAACUGCAUUGCCACGCACGAGUCCAACGGAUUGGAUAUCAUAACCGCACUGAUUCUGAACGACAUCAAUCCGUUGGGCAAGAAUCGCAUGGAUCUCGUCCUCGAGCUCAAGAACAAUGCCUCCAAGCUGUUACUCGCAAUCAUGGAGUCGCGAGGCGAUAGCGAAAACGCAGAGCGUAUUUUGGCCAACAUGAACCCAAAACAGCUGGUGGAUGUGGCAUGCCGAGCGUACCACCAGGAUGAGAAUAUCUUGCUGCUGCUCAAUCAAGGAGAUGGCAAUGGGGACGAUAACUACAGUAUGAAGCAUGAUCUGGCAGAUGAUCAGAACGAUGAUGAUGACGUGGGAGUAUCUCCGAAAGAAGUCGGCCACAACAUUUACAUCCUGUGUCACCAGCUUGCCCAACACAACAAAGAGUUGGCCAAUCUGCUGAAAACCGACACCUUCAACGCCACAACCACAAAUAAUGAAAAUCGCAGUGGCAUCCUUGUGCCACCGCCAUUGCCGGUGAGCCCUAGCAAAGCCAAUGCGAAAAUGAACCAAGCCCUACUGUUCUACCAGACGCACACGGCUCAGAUCGAAAUUGUUCGGCACGAUCGCACGCUGGAGCAAAUCGUGUUUCCCAUUCCGGAGAUUUGCGAGUAUCUUACCAAGGAUACGAAGGUUCGAGUUCUGAACACAGCCGAGCGGGAUGAUCAGGGCAGCAAGGUGGCCGACUUCUUCGAUCGCCAUGAGGUGAUGUUCAACGAAAUGAAGUGGCAGAAGAAACUCCGAGGGCAACCGGCCCUAUUUUGGGUCAGCAGCUACAUGUCCCUUUGGAGCAAUAUUCUGUUCAAUUUGGCCGUGCUGAUGAACUUGAUCGUGGCGUUCUUCUAUCCGUUCGAUAAUAGUGUGCCUGAAUUAAGCUUCCAUCUAUCGUCGCUCAUUUGGAUCGUAACACUUGUUUCGUUGGUCAUAGUCAUAACGCUGCCACGACAAUCGGGCAUACGAACGUUCGUGGUAGCGCUUAUACUGCGGCUGAUCUUCUCUUGUGGACCGGAACCGACUGUGUGGCUGCUUGGGUGCAUAACGGUUAUCAUGAAGGGAGUGCACAUCAUCAGUUUGAUGGGCAAUUAUGGCACACUGGAGAAGAACCUUUUGUCGAUCAUCACCGAUGCAGAACUGCUGUACCACUUCGGUUAUUUGUCGUUCUGCGUUUUUGGCGUACUUCUGCAUCCGUUCUUCUUCUCGAUACUGCUUUUCGACGUUGUCUACAGAGAGGAAACUUUACUGAACGUAAUACGGUCCGUUACUCGCAACGGUCGUUCUAUCAUAUUGACAGCCGUUCUUGCCCUCAUCCUCGUGUACAUGUUCUCCAUCAUCGGGUACAUGUUCUUCCGAGAUGAUUUCCUCGUUCCAGUGGACGAAGAGUACGUAGCACCCGAUACCGAGGUUACGGGUUGUGCCGCUACGGAACGAAGUCACAUGCUUCCAGACGCUUUGGUCGAAGGCAGUAAACCUUACUGUACCCAGCCCCAGCCCGAUGAGGCCGAUCGCGAUGGGGAAGACAUGAAGGAACGAGGCUGCGAUUCCAUGGUUAUGUGCAUCAUUACGACGCUCAACCAGGGCCUACGGAACGGUGGCGGUAUCGGUGACAUUCUCCGGGCGCCAAGCCGAAAGGAAACGCUCUUUGUGCCGCGAGUGAUCUACGAUUUGCUGUUCUUCUUCAUCGUCAUCAUUAUUGUGUUGAAUUUGAUCUUCGGUGUCAUCAUCGAUACGUUUGCCGAUUUGAGAAGUGAAAAGCAGCAGAAGGAACUGAUUCUGAAGAACACCUGCUUCGUAUGUGGACUGAACCGGUCCGCAUUCGAUAAUAAAACGGUCAGCUUCGAGGAGCACAUUAAGCACGAGCACAACAUGUGGCACUAUCUGUACUUCAUUGUGUUGGUCAAGGUUAAGGAUCCGACGGAGUUUACCGGUCCGGAGAGUUACGUGCAUGCGAUGGUGAAGGCAAACAUCCAAGAUUGGUUCCCCAGGUUGCGCGCCAUGUCGUUGGCAGCUGUUGAUGGAGAUGGGGAACAAAUAGAACUGAGAAGUCUCAAGAAUUUACUGGAAACCAACCACAUAGCCGUGCGGGAAUUGACUGCUCAAAUAAUGGAACUUGAAAAUAAGAUGACCGAACAGCGGAAACAACGCCAACGGCACGCUCUGCUGAAUCCAACGUCGUCUACAUCGUACCAGUUCUAUCCGCAAAUUUGAUGUUCACCAUCCGAGAACCUCCAGGACCGGAGAUAAGCCGCCCGUCAUCCAACUAACCUUUGUGGCAUUUAUUGUGUAAAAAGUCAAUAUUUUCUGUAAAUUACAUACAUUUUGAGAUGUUAUCAUUUAGGUAUAAAAUUAAAAUUAAGAAGCAUGGUACGUGUAUCAAGCUUAAAAAUAUAUUGCUCGUUUUUGAACAGGAAAACCUCACUGUUCGUCAUUGUGAUUAGUCAAGCGAAAAAAGCUCAAACUUGAGUGUCAUUGAUGUUAUAUUGUUAUAGUAAAUUAUUGACAAAUGUUCAAUGAAUCUUCAAUACAUUCUAAGCACUUGAAAUGAUGCAUUUGUCACUCGUAGUUAUGAAUCGAUAGAUUAACAACUUGUUGAAAUCAAAAAUAUAAUGUUCGUUCGUGACUGUCUUCUUCAAAUUAACACCGACAGAUGAAACAGUGCGUUUCGCCAUCUACUGACAUACCCGUACCGUUUAGACUGUAAUCUACCAACGAUUUAUAAUCGAACAUACAAAACCUAUUUGUUUUUUGGUAUGUAACUUUAGUUUUAACAUCAUCCUACUUUUAACGUUAACGUUAUCAACGACAAUAACUCAAAUAUAGAAUCAGUAGUGAAUUAAAACUCUA